This is a messenger RNA of Calliphora vicina (urban bluebottle blowfly), 3110 nucleotides long. It is a transcript of the gene Opa1, whose product is annotated as Opa1 mitochondrial dynamin like GTPase. Gene Ontology annotation, molecular function: microtubule binding; GTP binding; GTPase activity. Bases 171 to 3101 code for a protein of 976 amino acids. The record is from RefSeq and is a predicted model, not a curated record. NCBI's taxonomy places the organism in Eukaryota, Metazoa, Arthropoda, Insecta, Diptera, Calliphoridae. Gene Ontology annotation, cellular component: mitochondrial membrane; cytoplasm; microtubule. Gene Ontology annotation, biological process: mitochondrial fusion. The transcript has 16 exons.
AGAAAAGAACAAGAACAAAUUCGAUCUCAUGUCAUCAUCAGAAAUUUGCUGCCGCUGAAGAAGGAGUAAAAAGAAAAAUUCACUUUUAUUUUUCCAACAAAAGAUUCUUGGUGAAUCAGGAACUUUUUAUUAAACAAUUGAAAAUAAAAGGAGUCAUCAAACACUAAAGAAUGUUACGAGCGACCAGAAAUAUUGCCUACCGCGAUACCACCAAACGUGUGAAAUAUUUGUGCAGUAAGAUAGCGGUGUCAUGUCAUGCAACAAAUUAUUCCACCCUAAAUCAAAGAUUAGGUGGCAAUCAAUAUCAACAUCAGCAAAACAAAGGCAGUGGCAGCAACUAUCGUCACCAUCGGGGCAAUGAUUUCCUAGUACCUUUAGGACCUCGCGGUUGGACUAUACCACCAAAUCGCAGCUAUGGCAUGGUGGUAGUACGUAUUAUACGUGGAGCCCUUAAAUUACGUUAUUUAUUAUUGGGUGGUGCUAUCGGUGGUGGCAUGACUUUGAAUAAAAAAUACGAAGAUUGGAAAGAUGGUCUACCCGAUCUCAAAUGGCUAGAAGAAGCUUUGCCACAGGGCGAGAAGUGGAGUCAGUUUUCAAAAACUUUAAUAGAAGUUGGAGGUGCUGUUAAAGAUGUUAUUGAAAUUGAUCCCAGACUAAAACGACUUGGGGAGGAAAAAUUGGGCGAAUGGAGACAAUGGUUCGAUAGCCGUUUGGACGAUGCUAUAGAGGCAGCCGAUUAUCAAGGAACAAAUAUAAUUGAAUCUAAAGAUGAAAUUAAAUCCAAAACAACUGUAGCUGCCCUUACACUUUCUGGUGAUGAGAGUCGUAAAAAAUAUGAUACAUUACAAUCGCAAGUUGAGACUUUACAAACGGAAAUAAUGAAUGUUCAAAUCAAAUAUCAAAAGGAAUUGGAGAAAAUGGAAAAGGAAAAUCGUGAAUUGCGCCAACAGUACUUGCUAUUGAAACAAAAUAAAAAGACCACCACCAAGCGUAUUAAGAAAUCUCUCAUCGAUAUGUAUUCGGAAGUGUUGGAUGAACUAUCGGGUUAUGAUACCAGCUAUUCAAUGGCCGAUCACUUGCCACGCGUUGUCGUUGUUGGCGAUCAGAGUAGUGGUAAAACUUCGGUUUUAGAAUCCAUAGCUAAGGCUCGUAUUUUUCCACGCGGUAGUGGUGAAAUGAUGACACGAGCUCCAGUAAAAGUGACUUUAGCCGAAGGUCCCUAUCAUGUGGCCCAGUUUCGUGAUUCCGAUAGAGAGUAUGAUUUGAAUAAAGAAUCUGAUUUGGCUGAUUUAAGACGUGAAGUGGAAUUCCGCAUGAGAGCUUCCGUGCGUGGUGGUAAAACGGUUAGCAAUGAAGUUAUUUCGAUGUCUGUUAAAGGUCCUGGCUUGCAACGUAUGGUGUUGGUCGAUUUGCCUGGUAUUAUUUCGACAAUGACUGUUGACAUGGCCUCCGAUACCAAAGAUUCUAUACACCAAAUGACAAAACACUAUAUGAGUAAUCCUAAUGCCAUAAUUUUAUGCAUACAAGACGGCUCUGUGGAUGCCGAACGCAGUAAUGUUACUGAAUUGGUAAUGCAAUGUGAUCCCUUGGGACGUCGCACAAUUUUCGUACUCACAAAAGUGGAUUUAGCCGAAGAACUGGCAGAUCCUGACAGGAUUAGAAAAAUUCUAUCAGGCAAAUUAUUCCCCAUGAAAGCCUUAGGGUAUUAUGCUGUUGUAACCGGCAGAGGACGUAAAGAUGAUAGCAUAGAGGCCAUUAGACAAUAUGAGGAAAAUUUCUUUAAGAAUUCUAAAUUGUUCCAGCGUCGUGGUGUUAUCAUGCCUCAUCAAGUAACUAGCCGUAAUCUCAGUUUAGCCGUGUCCGAUCGUUUUUGGAAAAUGGUUAGAGAAACCAUUGAACAACAAGCGGAUGCUUUUAAAGCUACACGCUUCAAUUUAGAAACAGAAUGGAAAAAUAAUUUCCCCAGAUUGCGUGAAUCGGGUCGUGAUGAGCUGUUCGAUAAAGCCAAGGGCGAAAUAUUGGAUGAAGUUGUCACCCUCUCACAACUUUCCGCCAAGAAAUGGGAAGAAGCCUUAAAUGAGAAACUUUGGAAUAAACUUUCAAAUUAUGUAUUUGAAAACGUUUAUCUACCCGCUGCUCAGUCAGGUUCUCAAAAUUCCUUUAAUACAAUGGUCGACAUUAAAUUACGACAAUGGGCCGAACAAGCUUUACCAGCCAAGUCCGUAGAAGCGGGUUGGGAAACACUGCAAAAAGAAUUUAUCACUCUAAUGGAUAAGGCUAAGAAAUCUCCAGAUCAUGAUGAUAUAUUCGACAAUCUGAAAUCAGCAGUUGUCGAUGAGGCCAUCAGAAGACAUUCGUGGGAAGACAAAGCCAUCGAUAUGUUACGUGUCAUUCAAUUGAAUACUUUGGAAGAUCGUUUCGUGCACGACAAAUCUGAAUGGGAUCAGGCGGUUAAGUUCUUAGAAUGCUCAGUUAAAUCUAAAUUGGCCCUAACUGAUGAAACCUUAAGUGAAAUGUUUGGCCCUGGACAAUUUACACGUAUAACACAUUGGAAAUAUCUAACGGAGGAUCAAAAAAAACGCAGACACGUUAAGAAUGAAUUGGAUAAAAUAUUGAAAAAUGAUGAUAAACAUUUGCCCACAUUAACCUAUGAUGAAUUAACCACAGUACGUAAAAAUCUCCAAAGAGAAAGUGUAGAUGUUGAUACAGAUUAUAUUAGACAAACAUGGUUCCCAGUUUAUAGAAGACAUUUCCUUAAGCAAGCCUUACAAAGAGCUAAUGACUGCCGCAAGGCUUACUAUUUAUACAGCCAACAGGGAGCUGAAUGUGAGAUCAAUUGCAGUGAUGUGGUACUGUUUUGGCGCAUACAACAAGUGAUACGUGUGACAGCAAAUGCUUUGCGACAACAGGUUAUAAACCGUGAAGCUAGACGACUGGAUAGAGAAAUAAAAGAAGUGUUGGACGAAUUUAGCGAAGAUGAUGAAAAGAAGGCCCAUUUGCUAACGGGCAAGAGAGUAACAUUAGCAGAAGAAUUAAUUAAAGUGAGGCAAAUCCAAGAGAAACUUGAAGAGUUCAUUAAUAGUCUGAAUCAGGAAAAGUAAAAAAAAACA